CAAGGCCAGGCGGCAAAAGAAAAGUCGAGAGGCAACCACACCACCGCGGCGAGGAAAACGAGAGGGGGGCCGCCGCCUUGUUGUCCCUUUCUUCAUCCACCUAUUCGCGAAUCCAUCUCCGUCUCCUCCCCUUUGGAAUCAAGAAAAAGAGGAAGGAAGCAGAAGAAGACGGUGUGGUAGCGAGAAGAAGAGGGAAGACCAACUCAGAGAGUAAUGGAUUUCGUCCUCUGCGAUGAGCUCCUCCAGGAGAUCCUCCAACGCCUCCCUCCAUCCUCUGCCCCAUCCGUCUCUCUCGUCUCCAAGCGCUGGCUCUCCCUCCUCCGCUCCUCUACUACCUCUAUCUCCAUCCGCAUCCCUUCUUCUCCCACCAAUUCCCCUUCUCCCUCCUCCCCUUCUUCUACUUCUUCUACUACUACACCUUCUCUCUCCUCCAUCCUCUCCUACUACCCUUACCUCUCUAAUCUAACCAUUCUUGGCGACACCAUCAUCGCCGAUGAUCAUCUAGAUCCUCAUGCUCCUGAACCCCUCUCUUCCUCCGAUACUCUCCUCCUCACAGUCGCCACCGCCGCUUGCUCCCGCCGCCUUGCCCAACUCCGCUUCUUCCCCACUGCCCCCGUCUCCCCCUCGGCCCUCCUCUCCUCUGCCUCUUCCUUCACUUUCCUCACCAGCCUCCAACUUACCUCCCUCCUCCCUCUCUCUUUCCGCUGGCUCGCCUCCUUCCCCUCUCUCAGAUCCCUCUCCCUCGUCCAAACACGCCACAAGCAGCCAUAUCACCGUCCUGCUGCUGCUGAUGAUGAUGAUGAUGAUGUAGAGGAUGGGGGUGACCGGAUUCAUGCGGCGCUGCCUCUGGAGACUCUGUCACUGUCCAGAAUCCGCGCGGCCGACCGCGGUCUGUCCUGGCUGUGGCGCCGCUGCGCCAACCUCCUCUGGCUGCAGCUGCGCGACUGCGAGGGAACCGGCGACGGCCCCUCCUCCUCCUCCUUCCCCCUCUGCCUCCGCGGCCUCCUCGGCCUCGAGCUCCGCACCUGCCGCACCAUCGCCGACUGGGUCCUCCGCCGAGCCGCCGAUCACUGCCAGUGCCUCUCCUCUCUCCUCCUCUACGAUGGUGGCAGCCGCGACGCGCUACGCCACUUCAUCGACCGCCGCGGGGCUGCCCUCCGCACCCUCGACCUCCGCCUUCCCCUCGACCUCCACAAUGACCACCUCUUCGCCAUUGCAGCUGACAACCAGCUCGGCUCUGGCCUUGCAGCCCUCCGCCUGCAGAGCUGCUGCCUUGUAACUGGAGAUGGUCUCCGCUCCAUCGCCCGGGCUCCGGCUGGUGCAGCCAUAGAGGAGCUGGCCCUGGUGAACUGCGAUGUUGUCGAAAGAGAGCCUGGGCUGCUCACCUUCCUUGGCCAGAGCAUGCGGCAGCUCCGGAGGCUGGAUUUGUCAUAUAAUGAGAUGUUGAUGGAUAAGGAGGUAGGUUCGAUGCUGGCGUCGUGCCAGAACCUGGUUGACAUCAGAAUAAGAGGUUGCAGGGCUCUGACGGGUGCUUCCGUUCUUUCCAUGCUUAAAUACUGCGCUCGACUGUUACAAGUCGUUGAUAUCACCCAGUGCCCGCGAAUUGGUAUUCAUGCCAUUGAGCUUCUUAUUCUGAAUGCCUGCCGGUUAAGUCAGAUUAUUGUGGAGGAAAGCAAGGUGUCGGAAGCUGCCAAGGCAUGGGUGUCCCGGAAAGCAAUCAAGAUUGAUUGAUAGAAAUUAUCAGCUACCAAUAACGAAAGGUACAUCAUCUAAGCCCAAUAAUGGCUGUAAUUUAUAUUUUUUCUAGUUAAAUAAGGGAUACCACCUGUUGUUCUUUCAGCUUUGUAGAUAGUCAUGUUACUCUCUUCACACUUGUAUCAUUGUUAAUUUAUGAUGUAAAGCACUUCCCCUGGUGUAUAACAAACAAUUAUAACUGCUGGGAGAUGGAUUGCUGUAUGUACUUGUAUCAAGCACAGGUGGGAAUAACAUUUGGUUUUUCCUCUUUAAGUUAUUGCCCAACUGGGUUUAGAUUAGAGAAACUAUUGUAUCUUGUUACUCUAUAUUAUAUCAAAAAAGAAGCAUGCCAUACUUCUUUGGAUUCA
Messenger RNA from Phoenix dactylifera (date palm), 2102 nucleotides. NCBI's taxonomy places the organism in Eukaryota, Viridiplantae, Streptophyta, Magnoliopsida, Arecales, Arecaceae. The record is from RefSeq and is a predicted model, not a curated record.